AUGAAAGAAAAUGGAGGGUUUUUUCAAGAAGGGAUUCUGCUAGUUAGCUUCUCGCUGCCAAGCUCCCACCCAUGGUAUGUAUUUCUAACGUCGUCUAGAGCAGACGGAGCUAAGUCGAAGUACAACGCUCAAGGGAAAGGAGGAUUUGAAGCAACUUAUUUCAUUUACGGUAUGGUGGCAUUGGAGAACAUUGGUUGUGUUGGAAACAUAUUGAGCUUGGUCCUCUAUCUGCAUUUUGAUCUAUAUAGUGCUGCUAAUAAUCUCACACACUUGAUGGGAUCAGCUUUCUUGCUAUCUGUUGUCGGUGGCUUCAUUUUGGACACUUAUAUAAGCAGAUUCCACACUUGUCUGAUUUUUGGGGCGGUUGAAAUAUUUGCUCUAAUGAUGAUGACGAUUCAAGCUCAUAACGACGAGCUGCAACCAGCAUCUUGUGGCGAGUUAAAUUGUAUGACACGUGGAUCAGCAAUCAUGUUCUCUGCAUUCCUGUGGUUAUUGGCACUGGGAUCAGGUGGGUUUAGAGGUUCACUUCCUGCACUUGGUGCUGAUCAAUUUGAUCAGAAGGACCCAAAGGAAGCCAAGGGUUUUGCAAGUUAUUUCAAUUGGCUCUUGCUCAGUAUUGCCACUGUCAUAGUUUACAUUAGCACAAUCGAGGGUAGCCAAAAAUGGUGGAAGGGUUUUCUCAUAACUCUUGUGUGUGCGUAUGUUGGUUUUAUCAUUUUUGCCAAUGAAGAGCCUUUCUACCGCCUUCAAGUCCCGGGAAAAAACCCUCUAGUAAGAAUCGCACCGGUUAUUGGUGUGGCAAUAAAGAAUAGAAAGUUGCCACCUCCAGAUAGCCCCAGUGAAUUGUAUGAGAUUAAUGAGAGAAAAUCAGCUUCCACAAAGGCCAAGAUUGCUCAUACUGAACGGUUUAGGUCCUUUGACAAAGCUGCAAUUUUUCCCAAAGAUGCCCAGCCCUUGCCAUGGAUAGUCUGCACGGUGACGCAGGUGGAAGAAGUAAAGGUCUUGACAAGAAUGUUACCUAUCAUAGCCAGCACAAUUAUAAUGAAUAUAUGUCUGGCACAACUACAAAUCUUCUCAGCGCAGCAAGGCAACACAAUGGACCGAAAACUUGGCUCAUUAGAAGUCCCUGCUCCAUCAAUACCUUUAAUUGCCCUAGCAUUCAAGAUCAUCUUUAUCCCCAUCUAUGAAUUUACUUUUGUGCCAUUUGCACGCAAAAUUACCAAGCAUCCAUCAGGGAUUACUCAACUUCAACGCGUAGGGGUCGGCUUGGUCCUUUCAGCCCUGUCCAUGGUAGUUGCAGCCCUAGUGGAAGUUAAGAGAAAGCACCAAUCCUUGAAGAAUCCAUUAAAGCCAAUUAGUGUUUUUUGGUUAUCGUUUCAAUAUGGCAUUUCCGAGAUAGCCGAUAUGUUCACUCUAGUUGGGCUGUUGGAAUUUUUCUACAAGGAAGCCCCUUCAGGCAUGCGAGCCCUUUCGACUUCAUUUACAUGGAUUUCACUAUCAUUUCGCUACUUCUUGAGCACUAUAUUUGUUGACACCAUUAAUGCCGUAACCAUGAGAACUACACCUAGCAAACAAAGGUGGUUGGAAGGAGAAACCUUGGACCAGAAUAAUUUGAAUCUCUUCUAUUGGUUUCUGGCCAUUCUUGGUGUCCUCAACUUCUUUAACCAUCUCUAUUGGGCAACAUGGUACAAGGACAAAAAAGAAGACACAAAUGUUUCUACCAUGGCCAAAUCGAUAUCAAUAAGUGUUGUAUCACUCCUCGAGACAGCUGAGGAAGAUGAAUUCAAGGCCACAAAUGGAGAAACCACCACUGAAGCAAAUGAUGGGAAAGUUUGACAAAUUGGUGAUAUCCAAACUACAUGAACAAGAAAUGAAAGCUCCAAACUGCUCAAAUAUACUUAUAGAUCACUCAAGAUAAUUGGCUUGUCCUCUUUUUGUAUCUGGCUUCGUUUUGUUCUGAAUAUGAACUACCUUGUAAAUGUUUUUGACAUAAUAUGGUCGAACUCACUUUUAGAUAUUCAGUUACAACUACAAGUCUGUAAAAGAUUUGAGUUCUUAAGUAAAUUCAAUUGAUUUUUGAAAAUUCAAAAUGGUUUGUGUGGCAGCCCUCAGUUUGAAUCAAAAUGUUUAGAAGGCUUUUGAGCAUUAUUAAGAAAAGUGA
Molecule: messenger RNA, 2161 nt
Organism: Olea europaea var. sylvestris
Lineage: Eukaryota; Viridiplantae; Streptophyta; Magnoliopsida; Lamiales; Oleaceae
Product: protein NRT1/ PTR FAMILY 4.6-like
Exons: 7
Coding region: 1-1836 (611 amino acids)
Biological process (GO): transmembrane transport
Cellular component (GO): membrane
Molecular function (GO): transmembrane transporter activity
Source: RefSeq, a predicted model, not a curated record